Symbiodinium sp. CCMP2592 is the source of this 7566-nucleotide messenger RNA. NCBI's taxonomy places the organism in Eukaryota, Dinophyceae, Suessiales, Symbiodiniaceae. The record is from the annotation of a GenBank genome assembly.
AUGAGGCCGGAGCAGCCAAACAUGCAAUGGAGAAGUGAGAAGGCUCAGGCAGCCAAGGCUGACGCCUUGGAGGAGAUCCAGCACUUGUCAAAGCUGCUAAAGUUCACCGGCGUUGUCAAGAUUUGCAAGGGGCUGACUGCGCGUCUCAUCGUGGCAUGCUGCGACGGCGUCAUCAUGGGUUGGAUGCAUGUGAUAGGAUCCCUCAGGGCUUACGGCAUGACGCAGAGAAAGUUCUUCUUCCAGCGCCGUCGAAGCAUCUCGACACAGGACGCAGAAGCGAUCGGAAGCCUGGAGCAGCAAGCAGACGCAGGCAACGUUCAUGAUCUGAAGGGCCAUGUCUCCUCCCUUUUCCUGCGUGACCAAAGCUCAAACCUUCCUGCUAUGGCCAUCUUUGUGGCAGCACCUGUGGCAUCCGGCGCAGGUAGCGUGCAACUCAUCAAGUUUGACUGCAGACAGCAUGUCUCGGAUGCCAUGGAGCGGCGUUGCAACUGGGACGAGGCUCUGCCAGUCUGCUCCGCGGGGUGUGGCUGCUGCAGGUCUCUGAUCGAGCAGGUCGGUAAGCUGAGCGCCGAGAAGGAUCAGCUGCUUCACGAGUGCGGCAACCUUCGCCGUGACAGCAACGCUCAGUGGACCGAGAUCGAGAUGCCACAAAAUGCGUGCAUCAAUCUCCACUUUCAGAACGAGAAACUGGGCGCAGUGUGCAGCAAUCUUUCAUUUCAAAACCAUGCCCUUUGGACUCGCAGUGAGAAGCGACGCAAAGAGUGCCAGAAGCUUCGCCGUGAUAGCGAGAAACUGAGCAAAAAGCUACGCAUCCAGGAGGAGCAGCUUUUUCAGACCAAGCACAGCUCCGACAUGAUGUGUGUUGAUUCGCCUGGAGCGCUCCGGGCCGACAUGGUCGAAGUUCAUGAGGGCAAUUCGAGUCUGGCUGAGAUGACUGGCACGAAGCGAGAAAGCGGAGACUCAAUGGACUCGGUUGGUGCACGCGAGCGUGGUUCUGCAGCUGAGCAGGUGCAGGCGGGUGAAAGCAGCCCAGCUUCGCCUGCGCAGCCAGUGCCGGCGCCAGCCGUUAAACCGCCCGACAAGCCCGUUCAUGACCGGCGCUACAGCUGGGACUGCGCUUCCUUGUCCACCUAUGCAGACCCCGAUGCUCUUGACAGCGACGGCGAGGCAUCCACCGCAUCCCAGUCCCAAGACAUUCCCAGCCCUCAAGCCAUGCGCUGCCUCGACUCCAAGGACGACGAGGAGCGACCUCUGUCAUUGCCGCGCGCUGCGGUGAUGAGCCGGACGUGGGUGCAUCCACUUCUCCCUAUGACGCCGAUGCAUGCAAGCAAGGAUGAGCCGAAGAAGCUUCCGCGCAAAGUUGUUCGGUCGAAGCAAUUGCAACCUCCUCAGCCAGGGCAAUGCUAUGCACGCAUUACGAGCUUUUGGAGACUGGGGCUUGCUUGGCUGGAGAUGAGCGGGGACGAGGAUCCGGAAUCGCUGCAAGGCACGCAGUGCGCGAAGGACGACUCUCAGAUGAGGAUGGCUUGCCGGGCAACGGAUGCCGGGAGUCUGGACCCUUCAUGCCUCAUCUUGCCCAGCCUGUUGCCGUACCUCACUGUGGAUGACAUUCUGGAGUGGCGUGUAACAUCGCGGCAGACCCGAAGUCCCAGGGUUUUGCUACGGCACAUUGCCGAAAUGGGCAGGUUGGACAGGUCCGAGUCAAUUCUCGAUUUUUCUACAAAGUUUGGACUCGCUUGUGUUCACGGCGCUACCUUCGAUGCCGACGUCUGUGGAAACGACGUAGAGCAGAUAAAGUACUAUGACUGCGUCCUGGCCCGUCAGCAUGAUCCACAGCGACACGGUUUGUUCCGCGAAUUUAGUCUGCUGUUUUUGGCCUCAGGUCAGUGGUGGUGCAUGCGGCUGGCGAGAGCGAGAGAAACCCAUUUUGCAGAAAGCGAUGCCUUCGAAAUUGUCUACCCGAACCUCCGAGACCUGCUUCGGCACUGUGCCGACGAGGAUGCAUCCGUGAGGAGCUCUGCGCACCGCAUUGUUGCUAACUAUGGUCAAGGUGGCCUCCCGUUUGUGCGGCAAAUGAUUGCAGAUGCCAUGUUGACGCUGAUGGGGCACGUGCUGUCAGACUCCACCGGAAUCAGCCAAGCGACCUUGCGGCAGGUAAUGCAGUGCACAGGCCACCUUGACAACGUUGUACGUGCACUGGCGAAGCCUCAGCGGCAAAAGUGGGUGUUUUUGCUGGUCCAAGCCCUUGAGAGCCUGCAGGGGCGCGAAUCACACCGAGAGUCGAUGUUGACAUUGAUUUCCGACUUGAAGCUCCUUUGGCGAGCUGAUAACGAUCCCAGUUGGACAUACGCAGAAGCGGAGCAGCAACUGAAGGCUUUGAAGAAGCAGGCCAACGGAGACGUUGAGCAUGCUCUCUGGGACCUGCUAUGUAUAGAUUCGGUGAGGGCUAACUCCACGAUGUCACUCGUGCCGUUGCAGUCAAUUGAAGGCUACACCCACCCCGCCUCCGGGCAAGAGAAGACGGAGGAGAUUCAGAAGAAGACGGAGGUGUCCGUGGUGUCCGCUCAGUGCGGUGAGGGGAAUGCUUGGAGCUUGGUCGUGCACUGGGAAGCGAACGCAAAAGCCGAUGCUGGCAGGAAGGCAGCUGAGGAGCAGGCAUUCAAGGCAAAGGAGGCCGCAGAAGAUGCAAAGGCAGAAAAAAUCUACGCGCUGCAAGAUGCGGCGGAUGCUAAGAAAGCAGCCGAGAACGCCAUGCAGGAAGCCAUCAGAGCCAUAGCAGCUGCGGAUAAGAAGGUGAAGGAGCAGGUAGAAGUUGCCGAAGCUGCCAAGGCUGACGCAAUGGAGGACUUCGAUGAAGCCUUGGCCGCGCGGCGAGAAGCCGAAGAGGCAAAUGCUGCCAGGAAGGCAGCUGAGGAGCAGGUGGGCAGUGUAACAGAUUUCGCCGAAGAGAUUCUGUCUUUGGUUUCGCUGAGUUCUCAGAGUUUCCAAGAAGAUUCUGCUUACAACACCUUCCAAGCCGACAGAGGUGAUGUUUUAUUUCAUUUGCAUCAAAGCUACCUGCACGGCAGGACGCAGAAGGGGCUUCGUUUGGAGCAGACAUGCUUUUACGGGUCUCUGAUCGAGCAGGUCUGUAAGCUGAGCGCCGAGAAGGAUCAGUGCGGCAACCUUCGCCGUGACAGCAAUGCUCAGUGGACCGAGAUCGAGAUGCUACAAAAUGCGUGCAUCAAUCUCCACUUUCAGAACGAGAAACUGGGCGCAGUGUGCAGCAAUCUUUCUUUUCAAAACCAUGCCCUUUGGACUCGCAGUGAGAAGCGACGCAAAGAGUGCCAGAAGCUUCGCCGUGAUAGCGAGAAGCUGAGCAAAAAGCCACGCAUCCAGGAGGAGCAGCUUUUUCAGACCAAGCACUGCUCCAACAUGAUGUGUGUUCAUUCGCCUGGAGCGCUCCGGGCCGACAUGGUCGAAGUUCAUGAGGGCAAUUCGAGUCUGGCUGAGAUGACUGGCACGAAGCGAGAAAGCAGAGACUCAAUGGACUCGGUUGGUGCACACGAGCGUGGUUCUGCAGCUGAGCAGGUGCAGGCGGGUGAAAGCAGCCCAGCUUCGCCUGCGCAGCCAGUGGCGCGACAUGAUGCAAGCUGGCGACCAGAUGACUUGCCGGCGCCAGCCGUUAAACCGCCCGACAAGCCCGUUCAUGACCGGCGCUACAGCUGGGACUGCGCUUCCUUGUCCACCUAUGCAGACCCCGAUGCUCUUGACAGCGACGGCGAGGCAUCCACCGCAUCCCAGUCCCAAGACAUUCCCAGCCCUCAAGCCAUGCGCUGCCUCGACUCCAAGGACGACGAGGAGCGACCUCUGUCAUUGCCGCGCGCAGCGGUGAUGAGCCGGACGUGGGUGCAUCCACUUCUCCCCAUGACGCCGAUGCAUGCAAGCAAGGAUGAGCCGAAGAAGCUUCCGCGCAAAGUUGUUCGGUCGGAGCAAUUGCGCACACGGAACAUGACCUUGGCCCAGCACCUGGCCAUCUUGCAGGAGAUGAGCGGGGACGAGGAUCCGGAAUCGCUGCAAGGCACACAGUGUGCGAAGGACGACUCUCAGAUGAGGAUGGCUUGCCGGGCAACGGAUGCCGGGCCCAGCCUGUUGGAGUACCUCACCGCAUCUUGCCUGAAACGCCAGUGGCUGGCGAUGCUACGCCAUGUGGAUGACAUUCUGGAGUGGCGUGUAACAUCGCGGCAGACCCGAAGUCCCAGGGUUUUGCUACGGCACAUUGCCGAAAUGGGCAGGUUGGACAGGUCCGAGUCAAUUGUCGAUUUUUCUACAAAGUUUGGACUCGCUUGUGUUCACGGCGAUACCUUCGAUGCCGACGUCUGCAGAAACGACCCAGAGCAGAUAAAGUACUAUGACUGUCAGUGGUGGUGCAUGCGGCUGGCGAGAGCGAGAGAAACCCAUUUUGCAGAAAGCGAUGCCUUCGAAAUUGUCUGUCCAAACCUCCGAGACCUGCUUCGGCACUGUGCCGACGAGGAUGCAUCCGUGCGGAGCUCUGCGCACCAUGUUGUUCGUAUCUAUGGUAAAGGUGGCCUCCCGUUUGUGCGGCAAAUGAUUGCAGAUGCCAUGUUGACGCUGAUGGGGCACGUGCUGGCAGACUCCACUGGAAUCAGCCAAGCGGCCUUGAUGCAGGUAAUGCAGUGCACCCGCCACCUUGACAAGGUUGUACGUGCACUGGCGAAGCCUCAGCGUCAAAAGUGGGUGUCCCUGCUGGUCAAAGCCCUUGAGAGCCUUCGGAGUCAGGAAUCACACCGAGAGUCGAUGUUGACAUUGAUUUCCGACUUGAAGCUCCUUUGGCGAGCUGAUGACGAUCCCAGUCGGACCUACGCAGAAGCGGAGCAGCAGCUGAAGGCUUUGAAGAAGCAAGCCAACAAAGAUGUUCGGGCUCCAAAUGCCGUCAAGGAGGCCAUGGGCCUGGGCCUGAACUGGGGUUUUGGGUUGAACGGAGUAGAAUUUGGAUCAUCUGCAUUUCUGAUGGCUUUCGCAAAAGUAAAUGACGAGGAGAACGGCGAGCUUGAGACGGCCGCCGGCGACAAGCCUAAGGAUGAAGCCAAGGUAGAGAAAGAUGCUGAGAAGAAGGAAGACAAGCAGGAGAGUGCUGAGUCCAAGAAAGAGCAGAAACCGGAGGCAAAUUUCCUCUCCACCUUGGCCAAAGCAGAGGAGGAGAAGCAGGAGAAGCCAAAGGAAUCGAAGCCCGAGGCCGGAAAGGAUGCCAAUGAUGCAGCCGCGGCUGCGAAGAAAGCAGUCGAGGACGCCCAGGGCGCGCUCAGAGCUGUUGAUGAGGCCAUAGCAGCUGCGCAGCAGAGGAUGAAGGACGCAGAGGCCGACAAAAAGGAAGCGAUCGCGAAAGCCGAUGCUGCCAGGAAGGCAGCUGAGGAGCAGGCCAGCAGGGAUGAAAAGGAGGCACUCAAGGCAAAGCAGGUCGCAGAAGAUGCAAAGGCUGCCAAGGCUGCCGCAAUGGAGGAAGCCAUGGCCGCGCGGCGACAAGCAGAAGAGGCAAAGCAAGCGCUCCUCGAAAUGAGGAACUUGACUGAGAAGCAGGCGUCCGAGGCCGAUGCUGCCAAGAAAGCUGCUCGGGAGGCGCAGGCAGAAGCCGAUGCUGCCAGGAAGGCAAAGCAGGCCGCAGAAGAUGCAAAGGCGGAGCUCGACUCGAAAAAGCCCUCGAAGCACAAAAAAAGGCAAGAGAAGAUGAUUGCCGAGAUGGAGCGGCAAACGGAGGAGAUUCAGAAGAAGAUGGAGGCCCAGCUUGCAGAAGAGGUUCGCCGGGCGCUUGGCGAAUUGCAAGGCAUUCUUCAAGAUACGGAGACCUACGAAUCCUUCGCCCAGGAGACCUACACCAGCAUCAGUGACCAGCUUGAAAUGUGCCAUAUCGCCAACGAGAAGCUUCAGGUGGAUCGGGACGAGCUCCGCCAGGACGGAGUGAGUGCUUGUGUGGAAAUCCACAAACUGAAAGAGAUGCUGAAGUGUGGGCCCUACGUCGUGGGCAGCGGUGAUGACAGCUACGGCAUCGGUGUUGGGGCAGAUCUUCUGCCCUGGGGCCCUCAGACGCAGGACCGACGAUUUUAUCACAACCGUGGUGUACGCAUGCUGUCAACCUAUUUCCCUGAGUACUUGCGUCAGUGGGUGGAAGGGCAGCGGCUCGCGGGCGUUGUCAAGAUUCGCAACGGGCUGACAGUGUGUCUCAUCGUCGCACUCUGUGAUGGUACAGCAGAUUUCGCCGAAGAGACUCUGUCUUCAGUUUCGCUGAGUUCUCAGAGUUUCGAAGAAGGCUCUGCUUACAGCACCUUCCAAGCCGACAGAGGAACGGGAAGCCUGCUGGAGUUGCUGGCCAUCGGAAAGCGGUUCGAAAUGAGCUAUGUGUGUGAUGUUUUGUUUCAUUGGCAUCAAAGCUACCUGCACGGCAGGUUGAUGUGGCUAUGCCCUGCCCGAAAUGUGGACUCGACAGCUGAGGGCUUCGUUUGGAGCAUGAACGCUUUUACGGGAUCGGAUUUGCUGCUUGUGGAUUUGCUCUGCCAGUCUGCUCCGUGGGGACCGAUGCUUUAUGAUGCCCGGUGUAGCUGCUGCAGGUCUCUGAUCGAGCAGGUCUGUAAGCUGAGCGCCGAGAAGGAUCAGCUGCUUCACGAGUGCGGCAACCCUCGCCGUGACAGCAAUGCUCAGUGGACCGAGAUCGAGAUGCUACAAAAUGCGUGCAUCAAUCUCCACUUUCAGAACGAGAAACUGGGCGCAGUGUGCCAGAAGCUUCGCCGUGAUAGCGAGAAGCUGAGCAAAAAGCUACGCAUCCAGGAGGAGCAGCUUUUUCAGACCAAGCACUGCUCCAACAUGAUGCGGGUGAAAGCAGCCCAGCUUCGCCUGCGCAGCCAGUGGCGCGACAUGAUGCAAGCUGGCAUGCGCUUCGACUUUCUGGUGGGAGACGGGAUGCGUAGUUGCUACGCCAAAUCCAUGAAGCCAGAUCCCUUCAUCCUUAGCUCCAAGCUGCGGCGCUACAGCUGGGACUGCGCUUCCUUGUCCACCUAUGCAGACCUCGAUGCUCUUGACAGCGACGGCGAGGCAUCCACCGCAUCCCAGUCCCAAGACAUUCUCAGCCCUCAAGCCAUGCGCUGCCUCGACUCCAAGGACGAGGAGGAGCGACCUUUGUCAUUGCCGCGUGCUGCGGUGAUGAGCCGGACGUGGGUGCAUCCACUUCUCCCCAUGACGCCGAUGCAUGCAAGCAAGGAUGAGCCGAAGAAGCUUCCGUGCAAAGUUGUUCGGCGCAGACGGAACAUGACCGUGGCCCAGCACCGGGCUAUCUUGGAGGAUCCGGAAUCGCUGCAAGGCACGCAGUGCGCGAACGACGACUCUCAGAUGAGGAUGGCUUGCCGGGCAACGGAUGCCGGGAGUCUGGACCCUUCAAGCCUCAUCUUGCCCAGCCUGUUGGAGUACCUCACCGUGGAUGACAUUCUGGAGUGGCGUGUGACAUCGCGGCAGACCCGAAGUCCCAGGGUUUUGCUACGGCACAUUGCCGAAAUGGGCAGGUUGGACAGGUCCGAGUAA